Sardina pilchardus (European sardine) is the source of this 3139-nucleotide messenger RNA. It is a transcript of the gene ubxn8, whose product is annotated as UBX domain protein 8. Gene Ontology annotation, cellular component: endoplasmic reticulum. The coding region runs from base 87 to 926 and encodes 279 amino acids. Gene Ontology annotation, molecular function: ubiquitin binding. NCBI's taxonomy places the organism in Eukaryota, Metazoa, Chordata, Actinopteri, Clupeiformes, Clupeidae. The transcript has 8 exons. The record is from RefSeq and is a predicted model, not a curated record.
AGAGGGCUUUUACUGUCCAUGGACUGACGCCAAACUAAUGUUGUUUUUCCGGCAAACGGCAUGACGUAUACCGCAGUUCCUGAAAGAUGUCUGCUGUUAGCAAGCCGUAUGCCAGUCUUUGCGCCGUGGCAAUUUUAUUUGCUUGCUGUAUGUCAUGGAAACACUCCAUAGUCGGUGUGAGGGAUGCCCUCCUUCUGGCAGGACGAACCUUUCUGCUGUUGUGUUCCAUCACCUUUGCAUUGUACUUGUAUCCGCGAAUGAAAGUCGUCCUUUUCCCACCAACAAGUCAAGAGGAGACCGAGGGACCAGAGGAUGCUGAAGCAAGGCUUAAACAAGACAUUGCCAGAUUGGAGCAGCAGGAAAAGUUAAACAAUAAGGCCUCUCACUAUCAAGAGAAUGUGCAAAAGCCAAAGCAAGAGGCUCGUCUGAAAAAGAAAGAGGAAAAGUUUUAUGCCAUGACUGGAGAGACCUGGAAACUGACUGAAGGACAACAAUUAGGGGAAGGAGAGUUGGAUGACCAGGAGGACAUUGAAGAGCAGGAGGAGUUAACAGCCCAGCAGAGGGCCAUCCGAAGGCGAAAGCUACCAGCGAUGGCGUUCCAGGGACCUGCCAAAAAAGACCCCCCUUUGGCUAAAAGAGUUAUUGUUUUGCCAGACGAACCACCAGUAGAUGCAGAAGGGGUUGUAAAUGUGGCAUUAAGAUGUCUAAGCGGAAGAAUAUUAAAACGGAGAUUUCUGAAGUCUCAUCCAUCUACUGUUCUUGUGGACUGGAUGUUUAAGAGUGGUUACCAUCCAGCAGUGUAUGCCAUUUGUGAGCCCUAUCCACGACGACCAUUACAGACUGAGGAACACCUAACAUUGGCGGAUGUUGGUAUUGUAAGGAACUCUGUGCUCAAUGUGGAGGAGAAAGACCCAUCCACAACAUAAGGAAUUACACCUCUCCAAGACACCCAAGGAAACACUUAUUGGUCACAUAAAAGUGUAUUUUUGUGUCCAGGUGCCGCACUAAUAAUCCUGUUUUAAGUGCCAUGUCACAAUGAUGUCCUCUGUGACUUUAAGGCUUUCAAGGACAUUUUGUCAUACUUAUUAUUUAGCAAGUCAUAUACGGCAAUAACGGGGUGAAUUAUAUGGUUUUCAUUUAGUGCAUUAUUAUGGUUAUGGUCAUGUUUAUGGUUACAGUUAUGGUUAUGGUUAUGGUUAUUGCUGUUUGGCAGAUGCCUUUGUCCAAAGCGACAUACAAAUGAGAACAAUACAAUAAUGAAUUUCAGACAGUAGGGUGAAUAGCAAUAUAAACAAUAAACCAUAUCAAUUCAAGCAAUAACCUAAUGAACAUAAAUAAUUAAUAUGAAGGAGAAUAGCUUAUAAACAAUAAAGUGUUUCAUUCAAACAUGAAAAACAAAACAAUACUAUGUUAUACAAACCAUAACGCAUAAGAAGCGCUUAAUAGACUAAGUGCAUGUUGAACAGAUACGCCUUAAAGCCUACCACAACCACACACAUAAAGAUAAUCGGGCUGAUUUUGCCCCGAUUUUCCCCCUUCCGACCAAAGACAGAAAACGACCGAAUAUCUUAAGCUUUUAUCUUAAACUUUUAACAUUAUCUUAUGAGAUUCUCUUGUAGUGUGUGGUGUGUUAAGAGUCAAAAUUCCCCCGACAAUUGCCUCGGAAAAUGUUCGGCGCGAUAAUCGGAAAUAUUAAACAUGUUCAAUAUUUGCGACUGGAAAUCCUGUAGUGUGUGUGGAGUGCUCCGAGGGCAGCCAAGCACACCACACACAACACGAUCAAAGCUGUUCAAUCAAAGAUUUUUUUUUAUCUUCAAAAAAAAUAAUCUUUUACUAACCUAUAUCUAAUAUAAAUAUUGUCACUUCAUGGACCGCUGGGAUGUAUGUGUAUGAUUGUAUAUGUAUGUAAUGUAAGAAUGUAUGUUAAGUGUUUUGGUGUACUAUGUAUGCUUUUACUGUACCACUACCUUCUCUGUGAUCUUUGGGCCCCCGCCUAUAAGCUUCCCUAGCUUCUUUGGGGGACCCAUUCACUUUACCCAUUUUAAGUUUAUAACCCUACUGUAAUAUUUUGUUCGAAGUGGUAUUGUGAAUAAACUAAACUAAACUAAAACUAAACUGGGGCCUCUCACAGAUAAAAAAAAAAAUCAGUUGAAAUUUAUAAAAUCUUUUGUACCUCUGUGUACCGCCCUUAAGACCCCUCUUGAAAGAUCAUACUCAUACAUCAUCAUAUAAUACACUCGAGGGCUGAGAAGCAAGAGGGCGUUAAGUGACAUUUCACCAACUUUACAGGAGAGCCAAAACAACUCUAACUGCUUCUGUAUGUCCACAUACAUAUCCAAUAACUUUGUAUUUAUAAAUAUUUAACUUAUAAUUUUGUCAGUUUCGAAAGAGCUCAUCAAGAGCUUUCAGGUGAUAUAUAACUCAAUUUUGACCAAAAUGUCACUUACGCCCUUUUGCUUCUCAGCCCUCGCACUGAUCUAAUAGUUAAUAGUGUCAGAGAUGUCAGGAAUUUCCAUUACUUUUGGUACUGAUUUAAACAAGAAAAAGUAAUAUUUUUUCUGUUUACUUGAGAAAGGUCAAGCAACUCACCAACCUCUACAUUUUUAUCUACUCUGACCACAAAGAUCCAUCAUUAAAGAUGUAUCACUGAAACAUUUAAGGUCUGCCAUUCCAAAUACAAUUUCUAUCUGAUACCCUUAUACCUGUAGAAGGAGAUUACAUACCGGACAUGACCCGGUUUGCAGAGGCCAGACUGUCUAGGCUUAAGGUGGAACUGUGUGUUCUGUAAUUUUUGUGCUUGCUUGACAUGGUAGUUGAGACCUGACAUGCACAACAGAUCCUAUCAGGUUAAUAACAGUCCGUGCAGAGACAUUUCUGCACUUUCCAUCAGGACUCCAUUUACAGUAAUUGCCAACGAUCUAUUGUGUUUGAUCCGUUGGACUGGAUGCCUGGAAUAUUAUAUUUAGACCAUCUGUUUGUAUAGGAUGUUGGAUAAUUGGUGCAGGUUUGUUUUUUGAGUUUUUUUUUAUCAAGUUCCAGUAGAGUAGACUAAUGUCUUCAGGUGCUUUAUGAUCUGUCCUGCUCUGCUGUGCACAACCUUUCAAUGUUUCUAUUUUUAAUAAAUACAUUUUGUAUCAGU